CAUGACACAUUUUCAAAUAUGGCCCAACAUUAACAAGUUCUGUAAAUUUUAGUUUGAUUCCAAAAGUAGAUAAACCAGCCUAAUCAUUAUGGAAGAAUCAGAAAUAGUGCAAUCUCCGAAAGAGCCUAGCGUAAAGUCACAAAAUGAUCCAAGUAUCAGAUCUCAACCAGCCUCCAUAGUACAAGAACUUGCAUCAAUAAAAGAGUCACCGUUACGAUUACCUACAGGUUCUUUACAAAGGUCUCCAAUAGUGUCUUCUCCGAAAGCAAUGACACCGCCGGCACCCAUCGGCUCCAUUCAAAGUACAAGUUCCAGACAAGGAUCCUUGAAAAGUGUAAGAAGUUACAAAAGCCCGUCGCCUAAAAGCCCUUCACCUAAAAGCCAGUCACCCAAAAACUCGUCACCUAAAAGCUCGUCACCCCUACUACAGCCUGAACAGAAAAGUCUAAGCGCAAAAUCGAACAAUGAAGAAAAUAUUGAUGAUACCAUUGCAACUUUUGAACCGCAAAGUCAAAAUAUAAGUGAACAUAUUGAUGAAUUAUCAAAUACUAUUAAAACACUAGCAAAAGAUCUCAAAAGCCCACAGUCACCGAAAUUAUCUACAGGCAGCAACAUAGACAAAAUUGCUGAAAUGAGCCAACAACUGACGAAUGAAGCCAACGCGCUAAGAAAGUCCAUCAAGAGUCUGUCGCAGGAUAUUGCUAAAACCAAAAAUGAAAAGAACAUAAACGUGAAUUUCCCUUAUCAUCUAUUCUUAAUAGAAAUUGUUGUUAACAAGAUUCACAUGAAAUGCGAAUGUUUUGAAAUAGAUUACAAUAAUUUAGUAAUCUCAGCUAGUUUUUUAGGGAAACAGCCUAUAGUGUUGUAUGAUCCCUCUUACGGAAAAAUUGAGAAUUUCAGUAAACUAAACGUGGGGAAGUCUACUCUUUUCGCUAUGACCUACGACAAAAUAUGCUGCAUUAAGAAGUUCGACAUCAUAAUUCAGUUAACGAAGCAACCCCCGUGUUCGGAAUGCGUCACGAAAAUCGGCGAAACUCGCAUGGACUAUAUGAAAGAAUUUGUUACCCUGAGAGAAGACCUCUGCAAGAAAUGGUCGGAAGAGAAACCCAAUGACAACAUACAGUGUACAACUUCCACGCAACUAUCUAAGAACAUGUAUUACUUGUCAUGUAGUGAUGAUGAAAAUCAUGAUCCUAUAGGUAUCAUUGAAGUUUCGGUGCGCAUGUCCUUUCUUGGCAAAGAGAUCACUACAGCAUUUUGUUCUUCACCAAAACCGCAGACUGCGUCUUUUUUACUAAAACAAGAUAACGGAAUGACUAUGUAUUCGUGCCAGAAAGUAGAAAUGGACGAACAAGGGAAAAUACUUCUGGAUGAAGAUGUUAUGACAAAAAAGGGAUCGUCAAGAAAUGUUCCAAAUAGACAUAGCAGCAGAAGAUCGGAGAGUCCGAUUUCUCAGCUAUCUAGUAUAGAAUCGUCAAAACGUUCAUAUUAUGAUCGAUGUCCUGUAACGUAUCCAAACAAUCAAGAUGGAAUGCCUAAAUAUGACGAAAUUUUCACCAAAAUGAAUGCCAAUGAGCUCAAAAUAAGGGUUCCUAAGAGUACAAAAGUAGAGCGAAUGGGAAAAUACGAUAAAAUUCAAGAAUUGUGUUCCUGCGAAAGUACUCCCUACAACACAGGGGAACAAAUACAAUUCGAGCUCCCAAGAGAUGGCACAUAUCCUAAUAAAUAUGGCACUCACACUUCAAAUCUGAAAUACACAUACACUGGCUGUGAUAAUCGUAAAAAUGUUGAUAAAGACAGGAAAAUCAUAAAUGUCACUCCAAGUAAUUGUCCAGUCCCAGUUGAUAUGGAAAAAAUGGUUCAUCCCAAUAAGGAUGUUUUCAUAUUGAAAAUUGGGAAAAAAUUAGAGACGAAGGAUAAAAAGACAGAUCUUGAAAUAGAAUUUGUAUCCCCAAAGGCACCAUCUGAUCAGCCAAAACCUAUUGAUAAUGCCCACAUUUCACAGCAGUGCAGUACUGGAGAGUUGAAAGAUGGUAAACCCGCAGGAAAAAAGAAAAAAGGAAAGGGGAAAGGGAAGAAAGAAAAGUCGAAAAAGAAAGGAAAAGCCAAAAAGAAGAAAUAAAUUUAUUUAUGUAUCAACACCCCAACUGCUAUCCCGUUACAUGCAUUGAAAGAGCUGAAUUUUAUUAUAUCGUAUCCGUUAAUAUAGCCAUGAGUCUUUAGAAAAUAAAGUUGUUCCUUAUCUGUA
Molecule: messenger RNA, 2248 nt
Organism: Ostrinia nubilalis (European corn borer)
Lineage: Eukaryota; Metazoa; Arthropoda; Insecta; Lepidoptera; Crambidae
Exons: 2
Coding region: 89-2122 (677 amino acids)
Source: RefSeq, a predicted model, not a curated record